Molecule: messenger RNA, 321 nt
Organism: Penicillium daleae
Lineage: Eukaryota; Fungi; Ascomycota; Eurotiomycetes; Eurotiales; Aspergillaceae
Product: thioredoxin family protein
Exons: 2
Coding region: 1-321 (106 amino acids)
Molecular function (GO): protein-disulfide reductase activity
Source: RefSeq, a predicted model, not a curated record
AUGCCCGUCGAAGCCAUCACCAGCCAACAAGAAUUCCUCGACAAGAUCCUCAACGCCGAUGAGCCCGUCGUCCUCGACGCCUGGGCCGAAUGGUGCGGCCCCUGCAAAGCGAUCGCCCCCAAAGUCGAACAGUUCAGCACCCAAUACCCACAAGCCAAGUUCUACAAAGUCGACGUAGACAAGGUGCCCGACGUUGCACAGGAGCUUGGCAUUCGUGCCAUGCCGACGAUUCUGUUCUUCAAUAAGGGGGAGAAGAUUACGGAGGUUGUUGGGGCGAAUCCGCAUGCGAUUGAGGAGGGGAUUAAGGCUCUUGUUGCUUGA